This is a messenger RNA of Ambispora gerdemannii, 282 nucleotides long. The record is from the annotation of a GenBank genome assembly. Lineage: Eukaryota; Fungi; Glomeromycota; Glomeromycetes; Archaeosporales; Ambisporaceae.
AUGACCUCUAUUAUUCCUUUACAUAUUCCUUCUCAAAUUAUUCUAUUAACUCAAACAUUACAUCAUCAAAUAAAGAUAUAUAAUAUUGAAGAACAAUUAAUUAUUGAUCCAAAUGGAUAUCAAUUUGUAUUAUCCAAUACCAAUACAAUCAAUAUUCAAAUACCAGAUGUACAAUCUCUUGUUGUACAAGAACCAUCAAUCGAAUUAACUGAGUUAGAAAAGAAAAUUACUAAAGGAAUAUUACAAGCAGCCAUAAAUGGAGAAGUAAAAGCCAGAUCACCA